AUGGACGACCACUUCGUGCACGAGGGCGUCCUCCUCAAGAAGAUGCUCUUUGGCUGGCGCAGCUACUACUGCGUGCUGCGUGGGCGCAACCUCGAGCUCUACCACCCGCCCAAGCUCCCGCUGACCAAGCCACCGCCGAGCCAGAAGCCCAACCGCGUCCUCAUCAUCGACACGUACAGCACCGACUUUCGCCGCAGCGACCAGAUCGAAUUGGUCAAUCCCCGGGGAACGCGCCGCGCGUUCCGCUUCACGCCCGAUCAGCUGCUGCGGGGCGAGCGCGCGCAAUGGCUCUUGGCGCUCCAGACAGCAUUUCUCAUGGACAACGUCUGCACUGGCCAAGUACGGCCCCAACAUCUCGGAGCAGCUUCUUCGUACGCCAAGAAACAGCUCAGCGAGUUUGGGGUCGUGCGCAUGGACGACGGGAUACGCCAGACGCUCCGGAAGCGGUCGAUCCACGGCGACCUCUGGAAUCGGUUCCAGACCAUGGUGCACGAAGGCAUUACGAUCCAAGAGGUCGGCGAGAGCGGGACCAAAGAGUAUUUAUUGCGGGUCGACGACCCACCACGCGUCAUCUUGCUCUUGCCACUGCACGAAGACGCUUUCGAGUGCAGCGAUAUGCAGAGCAUUGAGCUCAGCAGUGUCAUUUCAGCAGCGUUCGUCAACUCGAGCGAUGCACUGCGGAGCCUCACGUGGUUCACACUCACGUGCCUCGCCGACGGCGCGACGUCCAUAGCGCGCACGUUUGACGCGCUGCGCACCGAAGUGCGCAGUCUUCUCGUCUUUGGGAUUUCGCAGAUUUUGCGCAACUUGCAGUACAGCCCCAAGCUCCAACUCCGGCGCCGCCUCACGCUGUCGCAACACGAGACGUCGUCCUCGGCCUUGCUCGCGAUCGAUAUGGAGUGCCAGCGCGACGCCGUCAUCCGCGGCUUCAACGUCAACCCGACCAAAGCCAUUGCGCAGGCGAUCGCAUCCGGUAUCAUGCGCGGCGUCAGCGUGCGGUCGCUGGCCGAUGCAAAUGGCUCCAUCGAGCGCUGCGUCGCACUCUUCCUUCGGCACACCAAAGGCCUCGACAAGGACAAAAUCGGCGAGUACCUCGGCAGCGACGACGCCUUCUGCUUGCGCGUGCUCCGGGAAUUUUCUCAGUGCUUUUCGUUCGUCGAGAAGCCCUUUGAGGCCUGUCUUCGCACCUACAUUGGCGCGUUUCGGCUGCCGGGCGAGAGCCAAAAGAUCGACCGUAUGAUGGAGGCGUUCGCGCUGGCCUAUGUGGCAGCCAAUCCGAGUGUCUUCUUGCACCACGACGCAGCCCACAUCCUCGCCUUCUCGACCAUCAUGCUCAACACGGACGCGCACAACCCGUCGAUGCGCAAGCGUCCACGCAUGACCCGCGACGAGUUUUUGCGCAACAACCGCGGCAUCGACAAGGGCGGCGCCGACGUACCGGCGCCGAUCCUCGAAGCGAUCUACGAUAGCAUCAAGAGGCAACCACUGCUCACGGUCCGCGACCGCAACGACAAUGGCAAUCUCUUCUCGAACCCGGCGAUGGCGGGCUGGCUCAAACCGUCCAAGUUCAACGGCAAGUGGGCGUAUUUUAUCCUCUCGACGCACUGCUUGUACUUCUUUCUUGGGCAAGACGACGUUGAUCCGAUGGGCUUUUUCGCGCUCGAAAACGUCGUCGUGCGAAGCGACCGGCCGAGUCAGUUUACGCUGCAAGCGGCGACGCCAGCACACAAGAUUAAGGGCGUGACGUAUCCCGCGACGACGACGUCAACAAAAACGCUUGCGCACAAGAUGUACGCAGCUCUGACCUUCCACGCGGACGGCCAAGCCGAGUGCGACGCGUGGGUGACCAUCUUGCGACAGAACGUGCUCGCGUCGCAACAACGCGCGGUGCCACCGACGCGGCACUCGGACAGCGUGCCCGAGUCGUCUUACUCGGUGACGAGCCGCGCCCAGCUGCAGCUCCGCUCGUCCUGGUCCCUCGGUAGCGCCGAGGACGAAGAGUCCAAACACAAUGAAGACGACAGGGCGAUGGUGCCCUGCUCGCCCCGCCAGUUUACGAGCAUGGCGUAG
Molecule: messenger RNA, 2070 nt
Organism: Saprolegnia parasitica CBS 223.65
Lineage: Eukaryota; Oomycota; Saprolegniomycetes; Saprolegniales; Saprolegniaceae
Exons: 9
Coding region: 1-2070 (689 amino acids)
Biological process (GO): regulation of ARF protein signal transduction
Molecular function (GO): guanyl-nucleotide exchange factor activity
Source: RefSeq, a predicted model, not a curated record